AAGAAUGUCGCGUUAUCUUUCGUGUUUUCCCUCAGUUGAUUCCAGCUUUUUGAGUGCGGAUAUACCAAGUCUUUCUUUUAGAGCGAGUUAGUAGUAAUGCAGUACAAUGUAUAUAAUUUUCCAAAUAUGGGCGUUUCAGAUCAUUAGUCAUGAGAUUCGGUGCUCGCAAUCGUGCCCAUGGACUCCGCGGUUUAUUGUAGCAGGCUGUGAGAGAAUGCUUGCUUCCGAACUAAGUAACAAUUAAUAUGUGGAGUUUAGCGUAUGUUGAACCCCAGGAUGUGGAGAUCCCGAAGGCCAACCGAGCAACCAUCGCUCAUCACCCGCAUUGCUCUCCGCCUCCACUCCACUAUCUUCAAGGUUGUUAGGAACUUACUCCACAGACACCCGGCAUUAGGGGGUUAUUGAAUCACAAAGAAGAUCAAGCUUCAUAUCACUCCUUUUGAGUAAUGUCAGGCCAAUCGGCCGCCAAGGCGGCUCUCUCAGCACGCGGCGUUGUCGCAGUCAACAAGAAAUAUACCGUUCAAUCCACUGGAAUAUGGGAGCGCAUUCGAAGAGCACUUGCUGUUGACCCUAACCGCUCAACCGGGGUGCCCCUCAACCCUCUUUUUCGCAAUCCGACACCUGGAGGAAUCGAUCCCAAAGACUACGACAUGGGAAUUAUUGUUCCCGCCCAAGACAUUGCUGAGAAUCCAUAUUGGAAACGUGAUACGCGACGCAGUUAUGCUCAGCCAAGCAUCGUCAAACCAGCGGAUGUUGUUGGGCUCUUAUCAGUCGGCAGCAAAGCUGCUCCCCAAGAAGAUAAACUACAGAUAGGAGAAGCAGGGACAAGACAAUUAACCCAGAUCAAGGAAGAGGGCGAGGGGAAAGGCCUAUCUACCUUCUUCGAAAAUAAUAAGUCCACCAUUUCAAACGUGCUCGGACAAGAUGGCUUGCCACCAUCGCCAGCAAACCUUGCUCGAAAGUCCGAGGGCAAGAAAUACGAAAUCAGUACAGGAGAAGGAUACCCUGAAGAAUAUGAAAUACGAACAUUUGUGUAAACUUGAGAGAUAAUAGCUUUGUGGGUGAUUGCAUUAGAGCAAGAUUUUCUUUGGCUACGCUGCGCUUUCUAAUGAUUUUCCGAAUGUGUCCAAUGUUAGUCUAGUGGGAGUUACUUCAUGUCUAGAAAUGAUCUCUCUUGAGGUUCGUUCAUUGAGACUUUUGCAUGUAGCGGCGUCACGUAAUUGUGUCGCAGUUCCCUCAAUUGAAGUAAUCAGUGGUAGAUGUAUACGUACUUUAUUUAAGAAACCAUUCCAUGGUCUGUGCUGUAAUUUAGUGAAUUAUGGAACGUUCAUCAGGUCUGGUGAAUGAUUCGGUUCAUUAAACGCACAGAUUUCGCGCCCCUCGACUCUUUUCUCUUUCAACCUUCUUUAGACCUUGUCGAGAAAUCGUGGUCCUUGAACUUAAAG
Xylona heveae TC161 is the source of this 1445-nucleotide messenger RNA. RefSeq names its product NADH-ubiquinone oxidoreductase 21.3 kDa subunit. Bases 447 to 1037 code for a protein of 196 amino acids. Lineage: Eukaryota; Fungi; Ascomycota; Xylonomycetes; Xylonales; Xylonaceae. The transcript has 3 exons. The record is from RefSeq and is a predicted model, not a curated record.